UGCGCAAUGUCUGGUCGUGGAAAAGGAGGUAAAGGUCUUGGCAAAGGAGGCGCUAAGCGUCAUAGGAAGGUUCUCCGUGAUAAUAUUCAGGGUAUUACGAAGCCCGCUAUUCGCCGCUUGGCUCGCCGUGGUGGUGUGAAGCGUAUCUCCGGUCUGAUUUACGAAGAGACCCGUGGUGUUCUGAAAGUGUUCCUGGAGAAUGUCAUUCGUGACGCCGUUACCUACACCGAACACGCCAAGAGAAAGACUGUGACUGCUAUGGAUGUCGUCUACGCGCUGAAGCGACAGGGUCGCACUCUGUAUGGCUUUGGAGGUUAA
Messenger RNA from Scleropages formosus (Asian bonytongue), 318 nucleotides. RefSeq names its product histone H4. The transcript has a single exon. Bases 7 to 318 code for a protein of 103 amino acids. NCBI's taxonomy places the organism in Eukaryota, Metazoa, Chordata, Actinopteri, Osteoglossiformes, Osteoglossidae. Gene Ontology annotation, molecular function: protein heterodimerization activity; DNA binding; structural constituent of chromatin. Gene Ontology annotation, cellular component: nucleosome. The record is from RefSeq and is a predicted model, not a curated record.